AUGUUAACUGUUAUGAAAAGAAAGGCAAGCUUCAUUAUGGAAAGUAUUACACGGUCAUCAAUCUAUAAGGUUGUUAUCGUCGAAUGUUAUAACAAAGUGGAUAGUAAGUGGGCAGUUAUCCUGCUUACGAAUACAUUUCAGAAUCAAGAUAGCUAUGAGUUUGAUGAGUUUUCUGACGAGGAAAUGGAAGAAGAAAUCGAAUAUUAUGGGCCCGAGCCAUUUAUGGCCGACAUAAUUCGUGAAGACGAUCAAAAGGACCAGUUUCAGCCGUCACCGAUUAUCGAAGAUUUGCCACAAGAAAGUCUUUUGGAUCAUAGUUGUGAAGAAAGCAGUCGGUACAGCACGCCAGCUGUAGAUUCUGGUAUAGAAGAUGAAGUUGUUGUGGAGGAGAUUCUUUCUGGAGAUUCUACAGAUUCUGGAGAAUAUGAAGAUGGGCCCACAUCUAGCUCUGCUACCAACCUAAGGACAAAUACCAGUUUGGAUUCUAAUAAUUAUGUCACUCAUGAAGUUUUUCCAGAUAAGCAGCAGCCCAAAACCGACAUCCGCUUUAGGCAAGAUGAGUGUUCUAUGGUGUUUCAACAGCCUAUGUCACGAGGCAAGGAGCUAUUACUACCUCAAGAUAAAAAAGAAGAGAAGGAGAUAUUUGAGGACACUUUCACCUUAGGGUCAACAUCUAGGGACUCGUCCGAAUGGAGAAGCUCCAUGAACGAUGACCCUUUUUCGUCCUCAUCUAGAAGAAGCUGUACCAAAUGGGAGUCCUGCACUCUUUUCCAAAAAUACGAUGAAGAAAUGCUGUUUCUAGACAGAAUAACCAUUCAGAAACUCCAAGAAAUAGAGGCUUUGAGAUCCAUAAAGGCAGGCCCGAAGUCCAUAUCGAAAAGAAUAGCGCACAAGUUGAAGUGGGCUGCGGGCCGGAAUUGGGAGGGCCCGUAUCGCGAGCUGGAGUUGGCUUAUGUGGCGAGAAUAUGCUUGACAUGGGAGACUUUAGGAUGGAGCUACAAGUACUUCCAGAGGCUUCGAGCUUCACGUCGGGAGUUUGAUUCGGGCUGCCCGGCCUAUGUUGCUCAGCAGUUUCAACAGUUUCAAGUUCUGCUGCAAAGGUAUGUUGAGACUGAGCCUUAUGAGCACGGGCCAAGGCCCGAGGUCUGUGCCCAGAUGAGGAGCAGGGCACCAAAACUGCUUCAGGUCCCAGAAUAUCGAGAUUUGGAUGACGACAGAAGAGAGGAAAGCCAAAUGGGCUCGAGAAUCCCUUCGAGAAAGGCUAAGGUGAAAGAGGUUUGUCAUUCGGGAAAGUGCUUUGGGGGAAGAAGGAAGCUGACUGAGGAGGCAGAGCUUGAAGUGGUUAUGGCACUUAUCGACCUCAAAGUGGUGUCGAGAGUGCUUAGAAUGGUGGAUUUGAGCCGUGAACAGUUACGGUGGUGUGAAAACAAGAUGAGUAGAAUUCGAGUCUCGGCUGGUAAACUGCACAGAGAUUCCUCUCCGCUUUUUUUCCCAGCUAGCUGA
This is a messenger RNA of Striga asiatica, 1503 nucleotides long. The record is from the annotation of a GenBank genome assembly. NCBI's taxonomy places the organism in Eukaryota, Viridiplantae, Streptophyta, Magnoliopsida, Lamiales, Orobanchaceae.